Ostreobium quekettii is the source of this 303-nucleotide messenger RNA. NCBI's taxonomy places the organism in Eukaryota, Viridiplantae, Chlorophyta, Ulvophyceae, Bryopsidales, Ostreobiaceae. The record is from the annotation of a GenBank genome assembly.
AUGCCCAAGGACACGGUGAAGCUCAUCAGCGCGGAUGGUUUCGAGUUCGUGGUAGAUUAUGAGGCCGCCUGCGUGUCCAACACCAUCAAGAACAUGCUCAACGCGGGGGGGUGCUUCACGGAGAGCGAGCGAGGGGAGGUGACGUUCAAGGAGAUCUCGGGCGCCGUCCUGGAGCAGGUGUGCAGAUACUUCUAUUACAACCUGAGGCACCAGAACUCUGCUGCCAGGAGCGUGCCCGAGUUCAAGGUGGAGCCUUCGAUAGCGCUGGAGCUAUUGAUGGCAGCCAACUUCCUGGACACUUGA